Molecule: messenger RNA, 3495 nt
Organism: Fundulus heteroclitus (mummichog)
Lineage: Eukaryota; Metazoa; Chordata; Actinopteri; Cyprinodontiformes; Fundulidae
Gene: nadsyn1
Product: NAD synthetase 1
Exons: 21
Coding region: 151-2274 (707 amino acids)
Biological process (GO): NAD+ biosynthetic process
Cellular component (GO): cytoplasm
Molecular function (GO): NAD+ synthase (glutamine-hydrolyzing) activity; glutaminase activity; ATP binding
Source: RefSeq, a predicted model, not a curated record
AUGAGCUGAUGGAACGGCUCGUGCUACGGAUACGGAUCGGGUAGUGACACCAAGUUCUCUCAUUAAGGUUUUGUGAACAAUACGAGCAAAUUGUGAACAUAGUUUACCCCUUGUCUGUGACGAGUCUAUUGUUAGCAUAAGAAGAAGAGGAUGGGCCGUAAAGUGACACUGGCAACAUGCUCAUUGAACCAGUGGGCUCUGGACUUUGAAGGAAAUGCGGACAGGAUCUUGAAGAGUAUUGAGAUUGCUAAGGUAAAUGGUGCCAAAUACAGGCUGGGCCCAGAGCUGGAGAUAUGUGGGUAUGGCUGUGCAGACCACUUCUAUGAGUCUGACACACUGCUUCACAGCUUUGAAGUCUUGAAGACUCUUCUGGACUCCCCAACUACUCAGGACAUCAUUUGUGAUGUUGGAAUGCCCGUCAUGCAUCACAAUGUGCGCUACAACUGCCGUGUGCUCUUUCUUAACAGAAAAAUCCUACUGAUCAGACCUAAGAUGCUAAUGGCCAAUCAUGGCAUCUACAGAGAGAUGCGUUGGUUCUCACCGUGGAGGCGAUUAAGGGAGGUGGAGGAGUAUUUCCUUCCCAGAAUGAUCCAGGAAGUAACCGGCCAGGACACAGUCCCGUUUGGUGACUGUGUGCUGUCUACAAAGGACAGCUGCAUUGGCACAGAAAUCUGUGCAGAACUCUGGAGCCCCAACAGCCCUCAUAUUCAGAUGGGGCUGGAUGGUGUUGAAAUCUUCACUAACUCUUCUGCUAGCCACCACGAGCUCCGGAAAGCUGAUCAAAGAGUUAACCUCAUCAAGUCAGCCACCACCAAGAGUGGGGGUAUCUACCUGUAUGCCAAUCAGAAGGGCUGUGAUGGUGACCGUGUGUACUAUGAUGGUUGUGCCAUGGUGGCUAUCAAUGGAGAUGUUGUAGCUCGUGGAGCACAGUUUUCUCUUGAUGAUGUGGAAGUGAUUACAGCCACCCUGGAUCUGGAAGAUGUCCGCAGUUACAGAGGAGAACUGUGCCAGCAACGCUUGGAAGGACAGCAAAAGCCUUGUCACAGGAUCAAGGUGGACUUUUCUUUAUCCAGCCCUAAUGAUAUCCAUCUCCCUACACACCAGCCAAUACAGUGGCACUUCCAUACCCCAGAAGAAGAGAUCAGUCUAGGGCCAGCCUGUUGGCUAUGGGACUACCUGAGGAGAAGUGGCCAGGGUGGUUUCCUGUUGCCUCUGAGCGGUGGCGUCGACAGCUCCUCUACUGCCUGUAUAGUCCACUGCAUGUGUGUGCUUGUCUGUCAGGCUGUGGAUGAUGGCAACAGCCAGGUACUGAAGGAUGUGCGAAGGGUGGUUGGAGAUGAGUCGUACACACCGCAGGAGCCGAAGGAGUUGUGUGGUCGCAUCUUUACCACCUGUUAUAUGACCAGUGAAAAUUCCUCACAGGAUACAUGCAGCCGAGCCAGGGACCUGGCUGGUCAGAUUGGAAGCGCACACAUGAAUAUUAGUAUAGAUAUGGCAGUGAAAGGCAUUCUGGGUAUCUUCUCAGUGGUUACUGGGCGAUGGCCUCAGUUUCGUGCAAAUGGUGGUAGCAACAGAGAAAACCUGGCACUGCAGAAUGUGCAGGCCCGGGUCAGGAUGGUCCUGGCCUACCUUUUUGCCCAGCUCAGUCUGUGGGCCCAUGGAAAGCCUGGUGGACUUCUGGUUUUGGGCUCUGCUAAUGUCGAUGAGAGCCUCACAGGAUAUUUCACAAAAUAUGACUGCUCCAGUGCAGACAUAAACCCAAUAGGUGGAAUCAGCAAGUCGGAUCUAAAGAGCUUCCUUGUUUACUGUGCAGAACGGUUCCAGUUUGCCGCUCUGAGAGGCAUCCUGGCUGCUCCGCCCACUGCUGAACUCGAACCUUUGACGGAUGGACAACUGACCCAGACAGAUGAGGCCGACAUGGGGAUGACUUAUUCUGAGUUAUCUGUGAUUGGAAGGCUGCGGAAGAUCUCAAAGUGUGGACCCUUCAGUAUGUUCUGUAAACUCAUUCAUAUGUGGAAGGACGUCUUUUCACCUACCGAGGUGGCCCAGAAGGUAAAACGCUUCUUUAGGAUGUACUCAGUGAACCGCCACAAGAUGACCACAGUGACUCCGUCUUACCAUGCUGAGAGCUACAGUCCUGAUGACAACCGCUUUGAUCUUCGACCGUUCCUCUAUAACACCCGCUGGACCUGGCAGUUCAGAUGUAUUGAUAACCAGGUUUCCCAGAUGCCAACAACAAGCACAAGCAAUACCGAACAGAAGACCUCAGUAUGAAAAGUUUAUAAAAUUAGAAAUCAUACACACACCUAUACUCUCUUUUACUGUGCUUUAAGUGUUUUUCUAAAUCUACUCUUUGCUAAUUUUGUGAUCUGAAUAAAAAUACAGAACAUAUUUCUUCCAGAUAUCCUGAUACAUCUCAAUAAUCCAGGUAGGAAAUAAAAAAAAGUUAAGUAGGUUCUCUGGUCAGGUUCUUCUUUGUUUAAACAUUUCUUCUUCAAAAGAGACUUCUUCAAUCGAAGUAGUUCCAGGUAAACUCAGCCUUAGAAGGAGAACUUUUGUAUAGUGGAUCAACAAGUUUAGGUGUUACAAUCAAAACAUGCGCUCACAUGCAAAGGACGACCAUCAGGCUGCUAACCAGUCAUUACUGCUCUGAUGGCCACUUAUCGCUCCCAGAGGAUUGAGUCAUACUUGCAAGAAGUAUGACCCUUGCAAAAGGGGACAAUUGGACCCAGUGGCCUCCACCCCUGUUUAAUGACAGGCGGUAUUUUUUCACAAAAAUAGCAGCCUUUACUCCUCAGUUAUACAUCGGGAAAACAAAGCAGCCACUGGCCAAAAGGGUGGCCCAGCACAAAAGAGCACCAUCACCAAGCCAGGAUUCUGUGUUUUACACUGAUCUGCAUGCCAGCGGUCACUCUUUUGGAUAGAGAGGAAUGUUGGGUGUAGAGAGAUCAUUACUGAGAGAUGAGUAAUGAAUACCAAGUUAACCUAUAGUUAAGCUCUAAAACAACAGAGAAUAAACUUAUAAAGGCAAAAAAUAAAAUAUUGCACAAUUACUGAUAAUGCCGCAUAUUCAGAUAAAAAUAACAUUCAACAAAACAGAGGAAAUACAGUGGCUGAUUAAUGCAGCAUUCAGUCAAAGUUGUUUCAGCUUCAAAACUCUUACAGAGUUUAAUUAUGCAGCAUAUCUACUGAUUCUUCUGUAGUUGUGCCUUAUAUUUGUGCCUUAACAUUUAAUCAUUAAAUACGUCUGAUGUUAAAGUUUACUGUUGGCACUAUAUGAUAAAAGUACUCACUUUCCUCCCUCCAAGCAGCUAAAUAAAAAAAGUGCUGCCAUGAUCAAUUCAAACAAAACUUUUAUUCUCCUGAAAAAUGUUUUUUUUUGUUCUGUUAUAGAUAGCAGUUUGCUGUUCUGCUUGCUGUACCUGUCUGCCUGUUCUCUACACAAUGCGAGCAUUGUAAUUCAAAAUCAAAUAAAGUUGAUUUUCAUUGUAGUUC